AUGGAACCUGAAAAAACUUUGCAGCACCGUUUCUAUGGAAAGUCGAUACCCUUAGGCUCAAUUGACAAGGCGAUGGCUAACCUUGAUGUUAGAGCGUGUUUCACCGUUGCACAAGCGUUGGAAGAUUUUUCUAAGAUCAUUGUCGAUGUCAAGAAAAAAUUCUCAACCCCAAACUCUUCUGUUAUCGUGAUAGGUGGAUCGUAUGGUGGGAUGUUGGCUAUUUGGUUCCGGCUAAAGUACCCACAUGUUACAAUAGGAGCAUUGGCCUCUUCUGCCCCACUACUUGAUUUUGGAGCCAUACCUCCAAAAGACCAGUACUGUUCAGUAGUCAGCCAAGACUUUAAGGAUCAAAGCCAGAAAUGCUAUGAUACUAUUCGUCAAUCAUGGGCGGUGAUAGAUAGUAUGAGUUCUAAAUCAAGUGGUUUAGCAGAUCUUAGUCGUACAUUCAACACAUGCAGUCCAUUGUACUCAGGUGAAGAUCUGAAACUAUAUCUAGCUAGUGCAUACUAUUUUGCGGCUCAAUACAAUGGUCGGUUUGGAUAUUGGAUUAACAUUUUGUGUGAUAAAAUUGUUAAUCCACCAACCGAUGACAUUAUUUUGGCAAUAUCCCGGGCUGCUUAUGUAUUUGCCGGAUCAUAUUGCAACAACUUAGUUUCUCCGCUUGAACCUUCUCCCGGUCUUGAUGAGGCUUCAUCAAUAGCUUGGAGUUGGCAGUCGUGUAAGGAGAUAAUUCUGCCAAUGGGUUGUGGAAAUAACACUAUGUUUGAACCAAACCCGUAUAGUUUGGCCAAACAAUUGGAGGAUUGUGAGCAAAUGUAUGGGCCUUAUGGAGCAAAUCCUCAUUGGAAGUCAGCAUUCUACCGUGGUCAGGACGUAAAAUCUGCUCUUCGGAAAUUUGGGAGGAACAUAAUUUUCUCUAACGGCCUUAUAGACCCGUAUAGUCGUGUCGGGAUUUUGGAAGACCUGUCCAAAACAAUUGCUGCAUUAACAACAAAAGAAGGCUCACACUGUUUAGAUUUAACGUCCGCACAGUCGAAUGAUCCAAACUGGUUGAAAGACCAACGCAGAAAAGAAGUUGAUAUAUUUAAAAGUUGGAUACAUGCUUCUGAUUCAUCCAAUGUUAAUCCUGAUGCUAUGGCUCAUAUUUGCUUGAUGGCUGCCCCUCUUCACCGCCGUGCUAAGGUCGUUAUGAUCCCAACCCUUUCGAAGAAGAAGAGGUCAAUCCCUCCGCUUUUGGAUCAUGGGGUUUGUUUCUGGGGAUUCGCUAGCCCGUCUUUGGACCUAUGCGGAUAUUGCAUGGCAAUGGUUAAUCAUUGUGCCUUACAGCUUGAAUAA
Messenger RNA from Spinacia oleracea (spinach), 1335 nucleotides. RefSeq lists its product as uncharacterized. Gene Ontology annotation, biological process: proteolysis. Bases 1 to 1335 code for a protein of 444 amino acids. The transcript has 11 exons. Lineage: Eukaryota; Viridiplantae; Streptophyta; Magnoliopsida; Caryophyllales; Amaranthaceae. Gene Ontology annotation, molecular function: dipeptidyl-peptidase activity; serine-type exopeptidase activity. The record is from RefSeq and is a predicted model, not a curated record.